Molecule: messenger RNA, 505 nt
Organism: Aspergillus costaricaensis CBS 115574
Lineage: Eukaryota; Fungi; Ascomycota; Eurotiomycetes; Eurotiales; Aspergillaceae
Product: protein kish
Exons: 4
Coding region: 135-353 (72 amino acids)
Biological process (GO): protein secretion; intracellular transport
Source: RefSeq, a predicted model, not a curated record
CUCGUCUGUUGGUUUACACGACCGAUAAAAGGUACCUUUUGAGAUACAGACAACCUGGGAGGGGUUGGAGCAAAGAAGAAGAAGAAAGUAAUUAACAGGCAGUGAGUUUCCAACGACGGGAAUAUACCCUCAAGAUGUCUGCCUUGUUCAACUUUCAAUCACUUCUGCUCGUGUUCUUGCUUAUCAUCUGCACGAGCACAUAUGCGCACUCGAUGAUGCCUGGGAUUAUGGACCGCAAUCAGAGCGGCUUCUUCGGGAUCUUUUGGAAGUGUGCUCGAAUCGGUGAACGGUUGAGCCCGUAUGUCAGUAUAUGCUGUGUCGUGAUGGCUGUCUCGAUCUUCUUCGGCGGCUGAUCGACUCGCCCCAACUCCUUGCGGUCUCAGAUUAGAUGGUCAUUCUACCAGGUGGUGGCGUUACUGAAGCUUCUCUUUUCGCAUCUUCUUUCCUUGCAGGGGUCUCUCAUGAUUAUUGAUCUGUAUAUCGUACAUAAAUUCUACACUAUCAG